Pecten maximus is the source of this 2093-nucleotide messenger RNA. RefSeq names its product crystallin J1A-like. NCBI's taxonomy places the organism in Eukaryota, Metazoa, Mollusca, Bivalvia, Pectinida, Pectinidae. The transcript is spliced from 8 exons. The record is from RefSeq and is a predicted model, not a curated record. The coding region runs from base 49 to 846 and encodes 265 amino acids.
AUUUAAACAUGUGGAAGGAACGACAACUCUGACAGCUGGGGGAAUGAGAUGUGUUCGGUGGAUAAGGGUUCCCUGAAUGGACGGCGGGCAGCAGCCGUCCUCGGGGCGGUCGUGGCGGACGCUGCCGCUCAGCCACUUCACUGGAUAUAUGACACAAAUAAACUGGACAACCUGAUUAGUCAGACAGAAAACAUUGCAUUCUGGAAGCCUUCUGCCAAUCCUUUUUACUGCAUACCAACAGGUAGACAAAGUGGAUAUGGUGACCAGGCAUAUGUAAUUCUGAAAUCAUUGGUGGAAAAUGAAGGAUUGGAUGUUCGGUCGCUAAAGGAUGCUACCUUUAAAUUCUUUGGACCAGAGUCUGACUAUGAGCACCCAGUGAAUGCUACCUACAAAGAGAAGUCAGAUGCUCAGAAGAACACUUUCCCCAUCAAAGCACCCUGGAGACAUUUCAGCGUGAAAGAGUUUCUAGCUAAUCACAAGGCAGGGAAGGAACAUACAGGGUCCCCAACAGAUGACCAGAUAGACUGUGUUGUUCGUAUCAUCCCAGUGGUAGCCUUGUAUGCUGGUCACCCCAACAUGUUGACCAUAGCUGAGGAGGUGGUACGCAUCACCCAGGAGUCCGACUUCACUGUUGUAGUGGCUCUGUGUGCAGCAAGGAUCCUUGAACAUUUCAUUCUGAAUGGCCCAAGUGAUGGAGUGUUGGAGGAAGUCAUCAAACAAAUGGACAACCCACACAGAGCAAACCCUCAGGAACUGGACAAAGCAAUGGUUGGCAAAAUACGUGAAGUUCUCCAAGGAAAAGAGACCAGCCACAAGAAAAUGGCGAAACAGUUACGAAUAGACUGAGUAAUGCCAGGGUCUUUUCAACUAGCUUUACACGGAGUGGUUGCCCACACUGAUUACACUGCAGCAGUCAAAGCCACCAUUCGCAAUGGUGGCUGUAACAGCUCACGUUCUGGCUUCAUAGGGGCCUGUCUCGCUGCUCAGUAUGGUAUGGAUGUUAUUCCUGAGGACUGGAAGGAGAAGACCCUGAGAUAUCAAGAAAAUGUAGAACUUACACAAGAACUCUGCCAAGUAACACUUGAGUAAAAUGGAGCCAACUACAGUGUAGUCAUCAACAUAACAACAUCAGUGAUGUGGUGUAUGUUACAGAAUUGACAUUUAUGAAGCCAUGCAAAGAACCAGACAUCGGAAUUGACAUCUAUGAGGUUAUGCAUAUUACCUUUAUAACAUCAGUGAUGUCUUGUAUAUUACAGAAAUGGCAUUGAUGAGGUCAUGUAUGUUACCAUGAUGACAUCAGUGAUGUUGUGUAUGUUACAGAAUUGACAUCUAUGAGACAUCAUUGAUGAAGUAUAUGUCAUACCAAUGGUGACAGUAAUGAUAAAUCUGUAGUGAUAUUAUAGGUACAUGUAGUUGUGUUACCAACAAUGCUGACAAACAAUUUUAGAUGGGUAAUAAAUUCAUGCUAAUGAAGGUCACAUCCUAAACUCAAUGAGAAGAUGAUAUCUGAAAUGCUGAUUUUACCUUUUUAAAAAUUGAUUGUUUAAUCUUACAUUUGUAAUGGUCAGUGAUAAAAAUGUUCAAACUGUGAUCCUUUGUAUAUAUAUAAAAAUCAAAAACUGUUUGUAAGUUGUUUUCUUGUCCUACAAUUGCUGGUGCGACUUUGACAUUUACUUGAUGUUAUAAGAUAGUUAAUACAAUGAUAAGGAUACAAUUUUGGUAAACAAAGAAAUCUUACCAGGGUUGGAGAUAAUUGAUUUUACCUAUAUUGUAUGAAUUAAAUACCUCUAAAUACAGUUAUUUUCUAUCCGAUCCAAAUUUUAUUCUAGAUUUCUGUUACAUUUCUGCUGUAUUUACUAAUCUGUGAUGAACCAAUAAUACUAACUAAAGUUCAAGCCCUAAGAAUGUUGUUGAAUGUAUUUCUAUAAUUCUAUUGUAAAAUGCAGCAAUUCAAGUUACAUGUACCUGAUAUAUAGCUACACACCAAUACAUGUGUACUCUGAAGGGUGUUUCUUUUCAAUGGGCCAGAUUUUUGCAUUUCAUGAAAAUUUCUAAUCAAAAUAAAAUCCAUUUUUCAUUUCAUUUCAAAAUUA